Molecule: messenger RNA, 1116 nt
Organism: Kluyveromyces marxianus DMKU3-1042
Lineage: Eukaryota; Fungi; Ascomycota; Saccharomycetes; Saccharomycetales; Saccharomycetaceae
Source: the annotation of a RefSeq genome assembly
AUAAACAUGAAAAACUUAAACAUUAUUAAAAAUGAAUUAAAUAAAAUUAAUAAUAAUAAUAAAAAUCAAGUAAAUUUAUUAAAAGAUUUAUUAUUAUUAUUAAAUAAUAAAAGAUUAAACAACUCAUUAAAUAAUAAGUAUAUUUGAAAUUAUUUAAAUGAAUUAAGUAAUAAAGGUGUAAAAUUACAACAUUUAAAUAAUAUGAAUACUUGAUCUUCACAAAUUUAUAAAUUUAAUAAAAAUGAAGAAAUUAAUAUUAAUAUUUAUGAUAGAUUAGUUACUAAAUUAUUAACUAAAUUAUUAACUAUUAAUAUUAAUAAUAAUAUCUUUAAAUUAAUUAUUUCAAAACCUAUCUUUGAACAUAAUAUUAAUAAAGUUAAUAUUAAAUUCUUUUAUUAUAUUUCUAAUAAUAAUAAAAAUAAUAAUAUUAAUAAUGAUAAUAAUAAAUUAAUUAAUAGAUUAUAUAAUAAUUAUAAAUUAUCAAUUAAUGAUAAAUUAAUUAAUUUAUUAAAUAACAAUUUAAAUAGUAUUAGUAAUAUUUUAUCAUUAUAUUAUCAAAAAGAUGUAUCAUUUGAGCCUAUUCAAUUAAAAUAUAAUUAUAUGAAUAGUGAUAUUUUAGCUAAAUCUUUAAGAAUUAUGAAUUCAAAAAGAAGUUUAUCAAUGAAUAAAAUUAAAAAUUUAAUUAAUAAUAUGCCUAAAUUAAAUGAUAAAUUAAUUAGUCAAUCAUAUAUUAAUAAUAUUAAUAAUAUUAUGUUUAAUAAAUAUAAUAAUAUUAUUACAUCUAUUAAUAAUAAUAAUGAUAAUGAUAAAUUAUAUAAUAUUGUAUAUAAUAAUCAAAAUAUUGAUAGUAUUGCUAUGAAUAUUUUAAUGUAUAAAUAUUUAGUAGGUUUAUCAAUUCAAUUAAAAGGUAGAUUAUCAUCAAAUAAAUCUAUUUCAAGAUCAAAUACUAUGAAUAUUUUAAAAGGUACAUUCAAUAAUUAUAAAACUAUUUGAGGUAAUAGAAUGAUUAAUACAUAUAAAUUAAAUUAUAUUCCGGUAAAUCAUAAUAUUACUAAUAUUUCUGAUGUUAAUAAAAAUGGUAAAUAUAAUAUUAAAGUUAAAUUAAAUACUAUUUAA